Dicrocoelium dendriticum is the source of this 3594-nucleotide messenger RNA. The record is from the annotation of a GenBank genome assembly. NCBI's taxonomy places the organism in Eukaryota, Metazoa, Platyhelminthes, Trematoda, Plagiorchiida, Dicrocoeliidae.
AUGGAUGGGUUGCUUGCGAAGUUGGAGAUUUCCGCUGCAGUCCUGCUGACUGCAUGCGAUGCUCAAGCUAGAAGGCAAGCUGAGGCGCAGAUUAUUCAGCUCAGGGAACAACCCCGACCCUAUGAUUUAUGCUGUUUCAUCCUGAACAAAACCUCAAAUGAGUACCUCAUUUAUGAAGCCGGACGAUGCCUCUCACGUGCUGUUGUAAAAGAAUGGAACGAACUUUUCGCUCCCUCGUUUGAUCAAGGAGAGGCAUGUAAGGCCAAGCAGUUGCUGUCCUUCGUACUUUCCUGGGCAGAACUGCGAGGAUCACAGAUCUCUGCCGCGCCUCGACAACGUGUGCUUGGUGCUGCAGGCGCACUUGCGAAACGUGCUGCCGCUGCGUUCGCUGAGCAAGUUGCAGCCGCAUGGCGCUCAACCAGCACAGACACACCGGUAAGCAUGACCCCCAGUCAGAGACGAUGGACUCGCCAUCGCGUCCUGACGAAUCCUCCAGAUGACCCUGGUCCUCCAUGCGACCUGAUGCUCCGUUUGGUCGAACAUAUUGAAAAUCUAGUUCGUCCUUUGCUCGAAUGCGGUGUUGAGGAUCCCCUUCCAAAGCAGGAUUCAGCCUGCCAAAAGUGCCUUCUCGGUUUAUGUGUGAUGUCUGCGUUACUUGACGAAGUCUCGAACGCGGAAGACAGCGUCCAUUUUGAAAUGGUGUUGGAAGCACACAUUUUCCUACGAGCUCGCUUUCAGGAUUUCGAACUCGUUCGGCUUUUCCAUCUGCUUCUCUGUGUAAUCGACUGGGUGAUACGCCGUUGGUCUAAUGCGCAACUUACGAGUUCACAACUGGAACAAAACGAACUCAUUUUUCGACUGGUCAGCUGUCUAGACUGUAUCGGGUCAUGGGAUUUCUUGCCCAGAGAACUCGUUGGUUUUUACACCUCUCGAUUACGACGUGCCAACCGCGAAAUGUGUUUCCGACCCAGCUUGAAAUGGUCCCCAAUAUUCGGGCCCGAGGCUAUGUCCAACACGCUGUUAUUAUUAAUCAAGCUGCACACCCUGGUCCGCCAGUCAGACAUGUUGGGCACACGCACUCUUUCGUUUCUCACCCGACUUACAGCCAUGACUGGACCCUUGACUGAGCCCGUAACCCCACUGUCUGUGCCCAGUGAUGAUCCCGGCUCCAGUGGCGCAUCCUCCAUGGACGGGCACGGUCCAGUCUCAUCCACUGCUUGUCGCCUGCAUAUUCUCACCUGCAUGGACUAUUUAACUUACUGGCUGGAUGAUGGUGCCGAUGAGGUGUCAAACACUUCCGCUGUGCUUCGCGCAUUCCCACCCGAUCACCAACGGAUCGUGAACGAGGAAUGUCAGAAACGACUAGUGGAUCCUGCCUGCGUACCUCGUUUGGCACUACACCAGUUGAUGCCGUACGAACUCCCAAUCUUCUCUGAAUUGAUGCAAGAUAUUGUGAUACGAUCCCCACGAGCAUGGGAACCUGUCGCAACGUGUCUGUCACUUCCAUCCUCGUCCGCUGCUGAAUGGGAUUCAGCCUGUGACACACAGUCCGUGUAUCAACAUGCUAUGCUCUCUUUGGUCGUGAUUGAUCGAUUUUUUGUCCGUAUGUGUACGCUGAUAAUUCAGUGCCUUAAGUUCCUGGCCACUGCUUCAUUGAGCGUAGACGGUGAUGGGCAGCCCGCACACGAGGCGAUUGAACGUUUAUUCAACAACUGGAUUGAUUUGUUCGAGUCCAUUCCUUCUUCUGGUUCCGAUUUGGCUGCUGGUGACAGUGCUGACCUCGUGUUCGAGCCCGGUAGCCAUGAGUUCACCUAUCCUGGUACGGACAACCUCCCACUGCCGUUGACCACAGGAAAUUUGGAUGAACUUGACAACCGGACUCAUGAAAUCAAGAAGCUUCUGCACAUUUUAACUGUGAACGUCUCUCGUCAUAGGAUCCGUCUGUUCCAAUUCUAUUUGCUUUCCAAGUUGGGUCCGAGUGUUGGACUACGUCCUGCUGGCCAGCCAGAGGAGCACAUCGAUUUGGACUUGGAUGAGGACGAUUUGAUAGCUUAUGAAGAUAGUUUAUUCGCUUGCGGAUCUUGUGGAGUAGCCGCCCCGGACUACUCCAUUAAGUUAUUGCUUCAGUUGGUUGAUGAACGGAUCGCCCAGUUGAUACGGACGCAUGGCGAGCCGGUGUCCCAGGCUACGCUUGAUUUGUACGAAGAUUUACAUUGGAUCCUUUUGGUCACGGGGCAUUUUUUAGUCCCGGGGCCAAGUUCCCUUUCCAAGGUGGUUCGUUCGGUAUUCGACUGGUACACCGAGUUUUCCAUCCCACAUCAACUUGUAGUUGUUAACAAUGAGGCCUCCGUCGAUUGCGUUAUGAGCUGUCGGCUUUUACAUCUUGCUGCCAGUGGCCAAUUUUCUGCCUUCAGUGAAGCUUGGCCUCCACCUAAAGUGCAACUAGACAAUGUACCUUUGUUUCUUCGCCUCAUUGCCUCACUAUACCGACUUCUGUGGCUACAGGCCGGUUCGGGUCUCGGGAGCGCCCAACUCAUACAGGACAAUUUGUGGCUUCUCGCCCGUUUCGCCGUGGCCUAUUUAUGUCACCUUUCAUUUGAUCGCGAGCUUUCGUCUCCCCCAUUGCGGGAUUCUAGCAUUUUGGCCAUAUUGAACGAAAACUUGUCCGUUCUGAAAAAAGCAAGUGGAGGCACAACGUACGGUGGUGAUCUGUUCAGCCAGGACGGCGACAAGGAGAAUGAAACCGUUCUUUUCACCGAGACCAGAACCGUGUGCAUACGAGGCUUACUCACCUGUGCUGGCCUUACUUUAAACAAAUGGUUGUACGAACCACAGGUGUUAUCUAAAGCUGCUGGUCUCAUUCAAGUUGUGGGACGGUAUUCUCUACUUGCCUCAAAGAUCUUGCGUUAUCCUGCAUGGUAUGAACUAUGCUCUGUUCUGUUUAACGUCGAAGAGUCCACUCGGAUUUGGCCCAAUAUAACUACAGAUAGCUUGAUGGCCUUAACAGAAUCAUGUUUGUGUGGGAGCUACGCGGUCGAUGAAGACACCCUCUGUAUUCCACCAUCACGGCGCCCAUCUGAUGGGAACACCGAACCUCUGUUUUUUCAACUUCUACAUGGUCUUCGAGAACACCAACACCGCGUGUUGGCCCAGUUCACUCAAUCCCGGUCGACAGUGAACAGUCUUGCGGCAGAUGACCUAGUUCGAUGUUUAGCUAGCCUACGAGGCCUGGCUCGGGCUAUCGGUUGGCUGUCGGCUCACGGCAAAACACAAUCCGACCUGAUCUCAUUGGCUUGGACCAGUGCACUCUAUCCUGCUCUGGAGAGUGGGGCACAGGUCCUCAUGCUGCAAUGUCACAAUUCCUCCGAAAUUGUGCAAGCUGUGUUUUCCCUGUUCUCCGAAGUGGCUGAUUCUUGUCUCAUUUAUCUGGCUAACGUUCCCCUCGGUCCGCAACUCGUUCACACGUCCACUGCAGUCGACACUCAUAAAGUCUUGGGUUCCACCGCAUCGGCGAGCUUCUUGUCAGUAACGAUGAGACUGUGUCAGCAAUAUGUCAAGCAGAAUCUGAGUGAGUACUCUCUGAUUCCCAUUUAG